Lucilia sericata (common green bottle fly) is the source of this 3853-nucleotide messenger RNA. RefSeq names its product WD repeat-containing protein 7-like. The transcript has a single exon. Gene Ontology annotation, cellular component: cytoplasm. The record is from RefSeq and is a predicted model, not a curated record. Gene Ontology annotation, molecular function: protein binding. Lineage: Eukaryota; Metazoa; Arthropoda; Insecta; Diptera; Calliphoridae. The coding region runs from base 13 to 3390 and encodes 1125 amino acids.
CAAGCGAAACAAAUGCCUCCGCGUGUUCUCAAACCCUCCGUUUGUACCUCACUAGUGGAAGCUUGGUCCAUGAUGGAUCCCCCUCCCGUGGGCAUAUUGGACCAGUUGGCCCGUAUCACCGAUCACCCCGUAAAAUUAACUUCCAGCAUUUAUUUACCCCAACAAAGUCGUUUGGUUAUUGGUCGUGAGGAUGGCUCAAUAGUCAUAGUGCCCGCCACACAGACAGUAAUGAUGCAGCUACUUGUAGGUAUUAAGCAAAAUUUUAGCGAUUGGCCUUCACACCAGAUCCUAUAUGGCCACAGGGGUCGUGUUAAUUGUCUGUUGUGCCCCUCAUUGGUGCAUCCACGUUAUGAGAAGUCUUAUUUACUGUCUGGAGGUGUAGAUUUUGCUGUUUGUCUGUGGGAUUUAUAUAGUGGCAGUUUACUGCAUCGCUUCUGUGUACAUGCCGGAGAAAUCACACAACUUUUAGUGCCACCGGAAACUUGCAGCUCACGUAUUCUAAAGUGCAUUUGUUCUGUAGCAUCGGAUCAUUCGGUCACGUUGCUCAGUUUGCAAGAGCGUAAAUGUGUGACAUUGGCCAGUCGUCAUUUGUUCCCAGUGGUAACCAUUAAAUGGCGUCCUUUAGAUGACUUUCUUAUAGUAGGUUGUUCUGAUGGUUCGGUGUAUGUGUGGCAAAUGGAAACUGGUCACUUGGAUCGUGUUUUACACGGCAUGUUGGCCGAAGAAGUAUUAAUGGUAUGCGAUGAACAAGUGGCCGAUGAUACCUCUUGUAGUCCAGCCUCUUCUAAUGCUGAAAUGGGCAUGGCCAAUCCAGCGGUACACUUCUUUCGUGGUCUUAAAUCGCGCAAUAUGAAUGCCAUACGUCAUGCAACCCAACGCGGCAUUACCCAAUGGCAACAGCUCCACGGUCACAAUCAAGGCAACUUUGAUUUUCUUAUGAAACACCGCAGCAAUCCCUUGAUAAUACAAGGACUGCGCACCAACCCAAAAGAUGCUGAAAGUCAUAUACUGUUCUUCGAUAUAGAGGGUUUGAUAUUUGAGCUACACAGCGAAGAAUAUGCACAAAUGACUCCCAGUGAGUUGGAGGCUUUGGGUGUGGUUCUCAACAACCAAAAAGAUAAAACUUUGCACUUGGAGGCUUCCAAGAAAAUCAGCGAUUUCUUUGGUAAGGUCAAAAACAAGGCCGGCGACAUGGAAAAAAUACUAAAGGAUAAAGAUAAACAUGGUUUUGUGCAAAAAUUCAAAGAAAAAACUGAAAUUGUGGAGAAAAAGGUGCAGGCCAAGGUACAGGAGAGUCUACAGAAGGUGGUGGUAGAACCACAAGAACAGGACAGCGAAAAUACAGACUUGAAAAGUAAAAUUGCCUCCAAAAUGGAAGUUACCAAAGUCAUGGAGGUGGCUCAGCUACUCUUAUCUUUGCUGCAUUCCUGGGGUUUGGAUCCUCACCUAGACAAAGUGUGUGAAUCGCAAUUGGGUCUCUUAAGACCAAUGGUGCCCGUCUCAUUUGGCAUACUAUCCAAAGGAGGCUACAUGUCGCUAUUGCUGCCCACUUGGCAGAAUAACUUUGAAAUACCCGAGGGCAUGAAAGUGGUAGCUCCUAGCAGCUCAAAGAAACGUGACAUUCCAGCCGAAUUACUAAGACAAGAAGAACUAACUGCAGUGUUUACUUCACGCUUGCACUGGGAAUUGAGCACCACCCUAACAUCCAAUCAUAUAUUGGCUUUGGUGGCCAUGUCCAACACUUUGCUCUCCAUGAAUUCGGCCUCAUUUUUGCCCGACAGCGAAAGAAGCAAAAAACUAAUGCGUCUGGCUCAGCGCAGUGAUUCUACGCUCACAACCGAAGAACAACAUGAAGACCUAUUGGCUCAUCAUAUAUCGCAAAUAAAACAAGGCUGGAGUCUUUUAUCCACUCAUCAUUGUUUCCUAUUGCCCGAUAAAAUCGAAGCCUUAGAACCAAAGAAAUUCAAACGACCUCAGGUGGAAAUGAUGGCCAAACGCUGGCAACAUCAUUGCAUAGAAAUACGUGAAGCAGCUCAGCAAAUUCUCUUAGGAGAACUCAGACGUAUGGGCAAGCGUGGACGCAAACAGUUGGUUGAAAGCUGGGCUCAAUAUCUACCCAUGUAUACGCACACAGAACCAAUCGCUCAACAGCAUGUGCAAAACACAAAUGGCGCCAAUGGCCAUAAUACUUCUGGUGGUUCAGCUGUAAGUGAAGUCGACAAUGGCGGUGAAGACUAUGAAGAAGAGGAAGAAGAAAUCAUACGCAAGCCGUCCAGUUUAUCCGAAUUGAAGCGAAAACAAACUACAGCCGUUAUACUGUUGGGUGUAAUAGGUGCUGAAUUUGGUCAAGAUAUUAACCAAGAUUCCCCAAGUAGAACUUCGGCCGGUGGUAGUGUGGCAGAACGUCGUAAAUCUUCUGUUGUAGAAGGUUUUGGUAUAGCUAACAAUUUGGCACGUUUAACAUCAAUGGCUUUGGCUCAUCUUCUCUAUGCCCCACCUUCACCAAAGUUGCCUCAAUAUACCCCUCUUCGACGGGCUGCUAUAGAUUUAUUGGGACGCGGUUUUACCGUUUGGGAACCCUAUUUGGAUGUCAGUAAAGUGUUACUGGGACUGUUGGAAUUGGCUUGUGAGGGCAAAUCUGUACCCAAUUUGAACUAUAAACUUCCUUUAACACCACAAGCCGAUGCUUGUCGUACUGCACGACAUGCCUUACGUUUAAUAGCCACUGCUCGUCCAGCCGCCUUUAUAACAACAAUGGCUCGUGAGGUGGCACGUUAUAAUAGUAUGCAACAAAAUCCACAAUCCAUUAAUGUACCACUUACACAAUCUGUCCUCUACAAAGCCAAGGGUGAGAUACUCCAAUGCGUAGAAAUGUUAAUAGAUAAAAUGCAAGCUGAAAUCGCCAGUUUAUUGGUGGAAGUUAUGGAUAUCACUUUGCAUUGUGUAGACAAUGUGGAGUUGAAAACAAAGGGUUUAGCCGAUGUUUGUCCAUCAAUAUGUCGCUUCAAUCAAAUAUCACAUUGUCCACAGUCCAGACGUAUAGCCGUAGGUGCCAGCAAUGGUCAUUUAGCCAUAUACGAGCUAAGACAAAACAAAUGUCAAAUGAUACCAGCUCAUACACAUCCUAUAACAUCGCUGGCCUUCUCUCCCGAUGGCAAAUAUCUAGUGUCGUAUUCUUGCAACGAAAAUCGUUUGUCCUUCUGGCAAACCAGUACCGGUAUGUUCGGCCUGGGACAAUCGCAAACCAGAUGUACCAAAGGUUACUCUACAGCGCCCAUACCCGAUGUAUCACGACUUAAUCCCAUGCGUUUAGCCAAGCUAGUAUGGAUAAACAAUCGCACCGUUACGCUAAUGUUGGCCGAUGGUUCAGAAACGCGUUUUAAUGUCUAGAUCAAUUAUAAGGAAUGAAAAUAAAUGAUCACUCACCCCACAUUAAGUUUAGUUUACCCUAAGGUAUUAAAGACGUUUCUUAAAAAGUAUAACUAAAGUAGAAAGUUUAAUAACAGAAAGUAGGUAUUGUAUGAAACGACAUUACAGCUAUAAACAAUUAAUACACGAAAUAUUAUAUAAAAUAAAAGAAAAUACAUUUACGAUUAUAAUUAAAAAUUCAUGUUAAAUAUUUGUUCCCUUCCUUCUUCCUUUUUUCUCUUAUUUUAAUGCUGUAAGUAAUUUCGAAAAUUAUUAAAACUUGAUUGAUUUUGUUUUUAAUGGCAUUGAAAACACCAACAAACCACAAAAAUAUGUAAUAUUUUUAAAAAUACAAACAAACUAUAUACAAUAACAAAACAUUUUACAUUAUUUAAUUAAUUAAUUAUAAUAAAAAAUUGAACUAGACAGGUCGUCCGUCGUCGAA